GUACGGUAUAACAUAAGUUUACAGUAGUAAACAAGCACAAUUCAUUUCACGACGUGGUUUCGUGAAGAAUGGAUAUGUCAUUCGGAUUAUUUCUGUAUUUAGUGUCUGUCUGGAUUAUUGCACAAAUGAUGUCUAGUACCUGUGCGUUUACCAUCUCUGGUAAUGGCACGGGAACUGAAGGAGCAUCGGUGCAUCUGGGUGAAAACUUGGAGCUGACUUGUAACUCAUUAAAAGAUGAUAUAAGUUCGGUUCAAUGGUACAAGAAACCUAGCGGCAGUAGUGACUACCCGACAAAAUAUUCAGUAGCAAUGCAAAUGAAUUCAAACAAAGAAUGCGUCUAUGACUUUCCGGCUCCUGACAACAUGAAAUGCGUCUGUGUUAGCAAGACAAAGUACACCUGUACUCUCAUUAGUGUGCAGAUGGACAUGAAUGACGAUAUGUGGAUGUGUAAUUUUAUAUACGGAAAUGACGAUAAUGCAUCUGCUAAGACCACUAGCGCUCUCACUAUUACGGUGACAGGUGAGACUAAAUUUGGCAUAACAUCGGUAACUAUUUCCCCUUCUGGUAUACAUCGCAUGUCCGUCAUAGCAAAUAAAGACGGCAUAUUCCAGUGUAACACAUCAUCUGGAAAGCCUUUAGCCAAAAUUGAAUGGUAUAAACACAAGAAAACUUCUGCUACCGGUGACGACACAAUAAUUACCUCGGGCAUACAAACAACAUCAUCAACAGCGACGGGGGAUCUUGUCGUGGCACACGAAACCCUCACUCUACCGGUACGGAGAGAAGACCAGGACAUGGGCGUCUACUGUCGUGCAAAAAAUGCGGGACAGUGGUUAACUUCCAGAAUAAUAGAGAUCAAUGUUUUAUACGGACCAGAUACACCUGUGUGCACAUCAAACAACAUCAACGUUUCGUCUUUAAUGAGGGUUAUUGUUGGCAGCACGUUCUCAAUAUUCUGCACAGCUGACAGUGAACCAUCGCCGUCAAGAUAUGUACUAUCUGGACCAGGUGUAAAUAACACGGAGCUGCAAUUAACCGGCAUAAAGAGAAUACAGGCAGGAUCGUACACUGUAGAAGUCAGUAACAAUAUGUCAGCAACUGGGAGUGAAAGCCCGGUUACUGGUCGAAACUCGUCCAAAUUUAACAUCGAUAUAUUGUACACGCCGUCUGUGCCAACCAUACGUGUAGAUGGUAAAGCAGUACAAGGCACGGUGAAAAUCAUCGAAGGAAAUAGCAAGGUGUUCAACUGCAGCACUGAGAGCAAUCCAGCGAGCAACUACAGCUGGACGUACCCACGUGGGUCUGGUUCUAACAGUGUAUUGCAAGUUAACGAUUUCAAACAUGGACCAGACGACGGGGUCUACACGUGCACCGCUCAAAACAGAUUGGAACCAUCGUUCGGCAGUUUCAAAAAUGGGUUGAAUAUGACUACUAUUACAGUCAAUGUCCUGUAUGGCCCGAAAGUGAUUACUUUACAAGACAACAGCGUUGUUCGAGGGAAGAAGUUUGAAUAUCGAUGUUUAUAUGAGCCGGGUAAUUCUUCCUCUAUGUCCUUCGAGUGGACAAGAUCCGGAACUACCGCACACUGGACCAAUCAGAUAACACAAAAUUUGACUAUUCCAAACGUUCAGCGCAGUGACGAGGCCAAUUACACGUGCAAAGUGUCAGGUGUUCUCGAGGAACCGUUGACAUUAGAAACGAUGGUAAAAAACGACACUGCAACGUUUCAUCUAGACGUCAUGUAUGGAGCAGAGAAAGUUCAGUUACUGCUUAACAACAAUUUGAGCACGCCUGUAGAAAUUGAGGAAAAUUCAACAAACAAUUUGCUAUGUUUGGUAGAAGGUAACCCCGCCCCGCAUAUGUUCAUUGCAAAGGACGGUAAAACAAUACUAGAAAGACCUGAAGUAAAUCAACUUACACAUGUUAUGAAGGCUGAAUGUUCUGACACGGGAGUCUAUAAUUGCUCAGGAUACAACCAGUAUGGGACGGCGGAUAACGCUUCGGUCCGUUUGUUUGUUAAAUGCUCAGCAAGGCAACCACCAGGAGUUGAUGUGAAACUUAAUUACAUCGCCCGUCAACAUGCAAAUGUGACACUGUCGUUUACAAUAGUUGCUUACCCAGUACCAGAACCUUCAGAUUUUGUAUGGAAAAUGUGCAACAAUGAAAGUGAGGGUUUUUGUAAACCCUUGGAAGAUAACAUACAUAGAUUUGAUAUUAAGACUGAGAGCCUUUCCAGCUCUUUAACAAUACGCAACGUCACAACAGAGGAUUAUGGAAUAUACCAAUUUUCUGUGUCUAACAACAUUGGAACACGAUUAAUCGAGUGGUUGCACCUUAAACCUAUAGGAAAGCCAAAUUUGCCUACUGAUUUCCAUGUAAUCCAAGAGGAAAUAAGGGAAACAAGUGUUGUUUUGACCUGGGUUCCUGGGUUUGACAACGGGUCGCCUCAAACAUUUUACAUCACUUAUGGAAAAAAGAGAGAUUCGUCAAAGAGGAUCACAAAAUCUAUAAAACACAAAAAUGAAGCAGAGAUGAAUUACACGUUAAGAAAUUUAGAAACAGAAACGGAAUACAUCGCUUCAAUUAACGCCUCCAACGAAAGCGGAUAUUCUCAAGCAAUUAACGACACGUUCAUAACAAUGAAACAUAUUACUGGCGAACAGAAAAGUCUACCGGUUGCAUUAAUUGGCGGAGUCGUCGGUGGUGGAGUUGUUGCAGUUUUAGUUCUUAUUGGAGUGAUCUUCAUUGUGAACAAGUUCAGAACAUCAGGCUACGCCAAAAACAGAGAAAAAAUAAGAGAUGACCGAGAAAUGAGCCAACUUUCCAGUCCACAACAGGACGAUGAUGAUCUUUCAGACGUUGUGGAAAAUGAGAUGUAUGUACCUGCUGGAGAUAUGCCUCAACGGAAAGGCAAUGAAAGCCGAAGCGAUAAAAACAUGGCAAAGGCUGUUGAGGAACUUUAUGCUCAACCCCAAAAAACAACAACAUUGCAGUCAUUGAACUCAGAUAUUUAUGCAGAGGUUAAGAAAGACAAAGGAAAAGGAAUAACAAAAACCGGUCACAAGAAGCAGUACGAUAACAAGAGUUUUGAGGAUGACACGAAUGAGAAUCACGACUUUCCCGAUACGAAGAAAAAUGAGAACAAAGGCGGGUUGAUAUACGCAGAUGUACAUUUGGCGAACACUCCAAAAGGUAGGAAACGUCUCGUCGUUCAUGGUCUCGAUGACAAAACCGAAUACGCAGAAGUUGAUCUUACGAAAAAGGUGGAUCCCUUACCGAAGAGCGAAGAAGGAAAGUCAGACUAGAAAGAGAACAAUUAAUAUACCCUGAACAUUUUAAAUUACAAAACCUGAUUUGCCAACUUAUUUUUACACCUAAAUCUUUUUCAUUACUAAUUUGAGCUUAAGAAGGUGGCUCUGUAUGAAAUUAAAACCUAGACCCAAAACAACAAAAUAUUUUGUCCGUACAAAAUGUAAGACAUUGUUUAUGCGUUCCAAAUUAUGUACAUUUAAGUUUCAAUUUCAUGACAAGAGUAUGUCAAUACCCUGACGUUGACAGCUUUUUAAAGCUUCGACUGAACCAUUUCAACAUACCUAUUUGGUUUUCUUAAUAUGUUUAAUUCAAUCGUCAUUUGAAACAUAUUGGUUCUUUUAGCAUGAAAAAUGUUUUUGUUUAAUAUGUCAUGUCAUCCAUUCAGCCAUGGGUGAUAUUUUGUACGUGCUAGAUUUAUAAAAGAAUACGUUGUUUUCUGUUUAAAUUUUAGUGCUAAUGUAAUUUUAUACACAUGUAAAGGUGUAUUAUGUUUGGCGCAUUUAUAUAGCAAAAUAGUACCUUAUAUUACUUUAGCAUUAAAUGUAUGCUUUUAAUUAUUUUUUAACAUGAACAUUGCUGUCGUUUCCUUUAUGAGUUUUGGUCAGAUAUCCUGUUUUUAACAUUACAUUUCUUAAAUAUAGUUUGCUGUAUAGAUAUUAACUUUCUUGUUGAUUAAUCAAAAUUAACGAACCCUUCUGUAUGUCGUUUUGAAUGAGUAUUUAAUUGACGUAAAAGAUGACUUAAUGAAUUUUUCGUCUGCAAUUUUCAAGAAACAGCCAAUUAAAUGAUAUGUUUUCUUAAUAUAAAGCAUUGAAGAUAAAAGCGUAUGUCACUUGUGGCUUCGCUUCUCGUUAAAAUAUAUUUGUUUUUAAUAAAGAGUAAAAUACAUAUAAAUCAAACGAAUGUUAACAAAGUUCCUAAAUGCUAUUGUUGUUGUUUUUGUUGUAUCUUAUAGUGUAUUUCAUUCUUUCCUUGUUUCCAUCGAAGUAGUUUUAUCAGACAUUUCUGAAGCGUUUAUCUUUGAUAACUACAUGAACAUGUACCUAUGAAAUACAGUUUAACAUAUUAUAUCAAAAGAAUUAAAUGUAUGAACAAAAAAUCAUAGAAUCUAGUAUUCAAAUACUGCUAAUUUGAUAAGAAAAAUAGCUUUGACGUGGAAAGUAUAGAUAUAUAUAUAGUUGCAACAUGCAGUUUUACGAUUUUCACGGCAUCCCUAUGAAUAAGUUUAGAGCGAUCACAAAACUAUCAAAUGAUAAAGCGAUCAAUUGCUAACAUGUAUGAAACCUGAAUUUGAUAGGAAUGCUAUUUUGCGUGAGAGGAUUAUUUAAGAACGUUAAGAGUAUGCUGCCCUGUCCUAAAAACUGUUUUAUGUUUCAGAAAAUAAAUGAUUAAUAUUUCGAAAACAAUGACAUUCAUUAUUGUGUUUUAGUGUCAUAAUGCUUUGUCUACAUAUGGCGAAUAUAGAAUUGCAAAUAUCACUAGGUCGGUUGCUCGGAUCGUUUGUUUGUUUUUAACCCUAUAAGAUUGAGAGCUAGUUUAAGUAUUUUAUUUGAACAUUGUCAGACUCGUUGAAGUACAAUUAACUUAUAUCACCAAGAACAUUAUUAACAAGAGAAAUAGAAUCGCAAUCCUAUUUAAAAAUAAUAAUUAACCAGUCACAAGCAUGUUUUGUUAAAACAAUGGAGUAUAUGAUUGUUUUCAACGCAUUUGAUAUUAUUGACAAUUUUGAAAGUACCUUGCAUGGAGACCGACCACAAGCCAAACUCAAAUGUUGUAAAAAAAAUGCAUGCGUUUAGCAAUUUUUAGCAUUGUACUUGAGUAAAGUUUUAAAGUGAUACAAAUGAGUAAGGACCCGUUGUCCAGUUUGCUUAUUUCGUAAAACGAUUUAUUUCAGCAUUCAUUCAUUUAGGCUUUAUUGACUUUGUGGACUGCUUCUCCGAUGGGUUUUUUGUUGAUGU
Messenger RNA from Mya arenaria, 5270 nucleotides. Its product is annotated as hemicentin-1-like. Gene Ontology annotation, cellular component: cell-cell junction. Lineage: Eukaryota; Metazoa; Mollusca; Bivalvia; Myida; Myidae. The transcript has 15 exons. Bases 69 to 3305 code for a protein of 1078 amino acids. Gene Ontology annotation, molecular function: cell adhesion molecule binding. The record is from RefSeq and is a predicted model, not a curated record. Gene Ontology annotation, biological process: cell-cell adhesion.